GAAGAAGAAGUAGAAGAAGAACAGAGUGAUGGAUGGGGUCACGCGCUUUCUCCGCUGUUUGACUGAGAGAAACUUGUAAACAUGUUCUGCGUGUUCUGGAUGUAAACAUGUUCUGCGUGUUCUGGAGGAGAAGCGGCGCGCGCAGAGGCGCGUGCACGAGACAGCCCGGCGCGCGCAGAGGUGCGUGCACGAGACAGCCCGAGGUGCGCGUGAGAUUCGCUCCCAGUCCCACAGGGUUUCUUCACCUCGGGGGUCUCCGCACGGCUCUGUAUAAUUACCUGUUUGCGAAGCAGCGGCGCGGCACGUUCAUCCUGCGCCUCGAGGACACGGAUCGCGAUCGCCUGGUGCCCGGAGCCGCGGACGCCAUCGAGGACAUGCUGGAGUGGGCAGGAAUCCCCCCAGAUGAGAGCAGUCGCAGAGGAGGGCAUUAUGGGCCGUAUGUUCAGUCUGAGCGGCUCCAUCUCUACUCACAGGCCACAUCAUCACUGCUGCACACAGGCCACGCCUACUACUGCUUCUGCACCAAUCAGAGGCUGGAGCUGCUGAAGAGGGAGGCGCAGCGCAGCGGACACGCACCGCGGUAA
Messenger RNA from Rhinichthys klamathensis goyatoka, 584 nucleotides. RefSeq names its product glutamyl-tRNA synthetase 2, mitochondrial (gene ears2). The transcript has 3 exons. Gene Ontology annotation, biological process: glutamyl-tRNA aminoacylation. Lineage: Eukaryota; Metazoa; Chordata; Actinopteri; Cypriniformes; Leuciscidae. Gene Ontology annotation, molecular function: glutamate-tRNA ligase activity; ATP binding. The record is from RefSeq and is a predicted model, not a curated record. Bases 108 to 584 code for a protein of 158 amino acids.